Molecule: messenger RNA, 3470 nt
Organism: Cygnus atratus (black swan)
Lineage: Eukaryota; Metazoa; Chordata; Aves; Anseriformes; Anatidae
Gene: PPM1A
Product: protein phosphatase, Mg2+/Mn2+ dependent 1A
Exons: 6
Coding region: 355-1503 (382 amino acids)
Biological process (GO): positive regulation of canonical NF-kappaB signal transduction; protein dephosphorylation; negative regulation of canonical NF-kappaB signal transduction
Cellular component (GO): nucleus; cytosol
Molecular function (GO): magnesium ion binding; protein serine/threonine phosphatase activity; manganese ion binding
Source: RefSeq, a predicted model, not a curated record
ACUUCAGCCAUUCCUUCUCCACGGGCUCAAAAAACCAGCCCGCAUCCCUAACCCUCCCCUUCCAAGUAGUCCUUCCCACAUCCACUCCACCUCUUAAAAUCCUCAGCCCGGGGUUUAACCGCGGCUCGCUGGAAUUAGCCGCACACGGCGUUCCCCGCAGAGCCAGCCAGGAUCCCAGCAGCCCCCCCCCGCCGCAUCCAGCUCCCCUCUCCUCCGCAUGGCUCGCUAGGACGGCGGCAGGGCCGGCAGCUGCUCCCGGGCGCCGGGAGCCCACGGCUGACUCCUCGCCGGAGGCAGAAGAUGGGACAGGGCCGGGGAGAGGCGCCCGCGGAGGAGAACUGAAGGCAAGUCAUCAUGGGAGCAUUUUUAGACAAGCCAAAGAUGGAGAAGCAUAAUGCCCAAGGGCAAGGGAAUGGGCUUCGUUACGGUCUGAGUAGUAUGCAAGGCUGGCGAGUUGAAAUGGAGGAUGCACAUACAGCUGUGAUUGGUUUGCCAAAUGGACUUGAUGGAUGGUCAUUUUUUGCUGUAUAUGAUGGGCACGCUGGAUCCCAGGUUGCCAAGUACUGCUGUGAGCAUUUAUUAGAUCACAUCACAAGCAACCAGGAUUUUAAAGGGCCAGAUGGGCCCCCGUCUGUGGAAAGUGUAAAGAGCGGCAUCAGAACAGGUUUUCUGCAAAUUGAUGAACACAUGAGAGUCAUCUCCGAGAAGAAACAUGGUGCAGACAGAAGUGGGUCAACAGCUGUGGGUGUCAUGAUUUCUCCCCAACACACAUACUUCAUCAACUGUGGAGACUCGAGAGGUUUACUUUGUAGAAACAGGAAGGUUCACUUCUUCACGCAGGAUCACAAACCGAGUAAUCCACUGGAGAAAGAGCGUAUACAGAAUGCAGGUGGCUCUGUAAUGAUUCAGCGUGUGAAUGGUUCCCUCGCUGUUUCAAGGGCGCUUGGAGACUUUGAUUACAAAUGUGUCCAUGGGAAAGGUCCUACAGAACAGCUAGUCUCACCCGAGCCUGAAGUUUAUGAAAUUGAGAGAUCAGAAGAAGAUGAUCAAUUCAUCAUCCUGGCUUGCGAUGGUAUCUGGGAUGUUAUGGGAAAUGAAGAGCUGUGUGACUUUGUAAGAUCCAGACUUGAAGUCACUGAUGACCUUGAGAAAGUUUGCAAUGAGAUAGUUGACACCUGCUUGUACAAGGGAAGUCGAGACAACAUGAGUGUGAUAUUGAUCUGUUUUCCGAAUGCACCAAAGGUAUCACCAGAGGCGGUGAAAAGGGAGGCAGAGUUGGACAAGUACCUGGAAAGCAGAGUAGAAGAGAUCAUAAAGAAGCAGGGUGAAGGAGUACCAGACUUAGUCCAUGUGAUGCGUACGUUAGCAACUGAGAGCAUCCCAAACCUCCCACCAGGGGGUGAAUUGGCAAGCAAACGGAGUGUGAUUGAAGCUGUUUAUAACAGACUGAACCCCUACAGGAAUGAUGAUACUGAUUCUGCCUCAACUGAUGAUAUGUGGUAAAACUGCUCAUCUAGCUGUGGAGUUCAUGUUUCAUCCUUCAAAUGAAAGUGCAGCCCAACCUCAGUGACCCUUCUUAACAUCCAUCCUCAAUAUUAAUUAAAGAAGGGAAUAUGAUGUGUUGGUGAGAGUGACUACAGCAGAAAACUACAGCAGUACGACAUCUAGCCCAGGAACUGAUCUUUUUUGUAAAACAGACUUCUGUAAACGUGAUUUCAAACCAUAAUUCAUGUUGUAAAUCAGACUCCAGCAAUUUAUGUUGUAUGAUUUUGUUUUUGUAAAGUGCAAUUGUCUUUGUACAAAAUGCUCAUAUUUAAUUAUGAAUUGCUUUAAAUCACUAUAAAGGUUAGAAGAAAUGUUUGGCUUGUGUGAUGCAACAAUAUAUAUAUACCCUUUAAAUUCAUGUUGUGGUUUUGGAUUGCAAGGAGCAGCAGCCUAGCCAGCUAGGUGCUCAAGAGGUGCACAAAACUGUAAAGAUAACUUCUCGUUUUAUACGAAAGCUGAACUUGUGGGCAACUUGCCAGGAAUCAGUGUGUGAAUUUGCUCGGCAAAGGAAGAACAGCAAAGAGUAGUGCACUUUCUUCAACAAACAUAUCUCAUUUUCUUGGAGGCACUCCUGCUCUCACAUUGAGUUAAAGGGAGUUCCGAUUUUGACUUCAGUGGGAGUUGAAUCAUGCCCUAUUAAUAGUAUCGUGUUCAUACGCGUAUGAACCUUGGGAUUAGAAUGCCUUGAUUCUUUGCACCUCUUUUUUCAUUAACCCUUACCUGAAACUACUAAUCACUGAGCACGAACAGGCAGCUUUCUACAUACAGUAGGAGUCUGCAGCAUUUUUACAAUACUGAUUGGCUGGGUCUGCUGCUGUUCCAAGUAAAAUACUCUGAAUUCCAUUUUAUCAAUAAAGCUUGGUUUAACAAACAAGAAAUUUAUCCAUAAAUGUGUAAUUCCUUUUUUCCUGCCUUUUGAAAUGUCAGUGCCAUUGUAAAUGAUAUUUUACAUGUGGAAGAAUAUUUUUAUUAAUUGGUAGCCCAUUUUUAAAAUGGGAAGAAUUUUAAUUACUGCCCAAGACAUAGCCAUAUGCUAGAGGAUGAAGUGGGAUUAACGUUACCCUAUUUUUUACGUGUGGGUUUUUUCAGGCUUUUUUUCUCCCCACUGAAGAUGUGCAUUGGUUUGAAUUUGCCUACUGUUUGAUAAAAAUACAUUUGUCAAAGCCUGACAAUCUUUAACAUUUUAUGGUGUGUGUUUUUAAUUGACCCACUUACUUAGAAUGAGAGACUAGUGGUUAAACAGUACUUGUGAUUUGAGAUAUAGCAUGUUGACAAUAUUUAACUGUUCGUUGUUUAAAAUUCUAAUUUAAAAUUUUAUAAGAUAAUAAACUAAUUUGAUUUAAGCCUAGCUUUCUCCCAUUGAACAUGCAAAAUUAAGUUUUCAAGUCAGUCGUGUUUGCAAAACUGCUGUUUUGUGCACCUUGUAUUGUCUUUUUGGUUGAGAAUAUUGUAUUAAAUAUGUAGUUUACUCAUUUAGUAGGCAGAUUCCCCAAAAGGAAAAUCAGUAAAACAAGUAGAUUGUAACAUUUACUGCGGUUAAACAGAAUCAAGACGUGGUGUAUAAUUACUUUUUGAUAGGAAAAUGUAGUACAAUGCAUUUUGCUAUAUUUGUCUUUCCCUAACUUUGAAAUAUACAUAUUUGUAUAUAUAGCCUUAAAACUAAUGCAGAGUUAGGGAACACUGAACAGUGAAAAAGUAACUUAUAGUGUCUUGGAACUAAGUAUAGUAUAUACCAGCAAACUUUUCUUUUAUCCCUCUUGUCUAUGUGGGGUGCUUAAAACGUAACUUCAUUGUAUUCAGUUUGUAAUCUGUUCAAGCAUGAAUGAAGAAAACAUAAGCACUAUUUGUAUUUAUAAAUUUAUAGCAAUUUUUGCUUAAAGAACCAGUUCCUUACCUACCUAUGAAUAAAUGCUUAAAAUGUCUAA